CUGAAAAGGGACCAGGAGCCCGGACACCUCAGAGCUGGAGGAGACCCUUCCCGAUGGAAAACACACCAGCAGCUGGAAAAAUGCAGGGGGUAUCCAAGAAGGCCUCACAAAUAUUUCAGCAAACCUGUGCUCUCCUGUGGAAAAAUAUUCUUCUGGUGUGGAGGAUGAAGUCAAAAAGUUUUCAGGAAUGGGUGGCAUCGCUGGUUUUCCUCUACAUCCUGCACGACUCGGCCAGUCUGAUCAUGUACUACCCCACCCAGGAGUUCCCCUACAAAUUCCUGGGGCGCCUGGACGACCCAGCCUUCAAUGCCUCGGGGGUGACGCUCAUGUUCACCCCUGCAACCAACACCACCAGGACAAUAAUGGCUAAAGUGGCCGCCAGCUCGCCACUGAGGGGUGUAAUAAUAGAAGAGAUGGAAAAUGAGGAGAAAAUGGAAGAAAAAGCAAUUUCUGAGGAGGAAACCAUUGGUGUUGUUUUUAAGGAUGACUUCUCCUACACUCUCAGAUUUCCAGUGGGCAGAGCGGUGUUUCCAAAUGAAGGCUUUGAGCACAUCGAAACCUGCUGGGAUUUUUCAGCAAGGCACUGCAAGGUUCCUCUGUACUGGUACGGGGGAUUCCUCUCAGUGCAGUCCAGCAUCGAUGCAGCAGUCAUAGAGAUGAAAACCAACCACUCUGUGUGGAAAGAAAUGAAGUCAAUUACUGGAGUUCACCUGAAAACCGUGCUGAAACCUCUGUUUAAACUGGAUUACAUUUGGUUCAUUAUCUGUGCCAUACUGAGCUACUGCCCAUACAUGCACUUUUUAUCAGUCAAAGUUCUCAAGGAGAAGAAGAAGCUGAAGAUAUUGAUGAGAGCAAUGGGUCUGCAAGAUAUCUCCUUCUGGUUAUCCUGGAGUUUGCUGUACACUGUGUAUGUCUCCAUCACAGCCAGCCUGCUGACCUGGAUCACCCUGAGUGAAGUUUUCAAUCACAACAGCUUUUUGGAACUGUAUUUUUUUUAUUUCUUUUAUGGCACGGCAUCUAUUCACUUCACUUUCCUGCUCAGCUCGUUGCUAAAGCAGCCAAAUAUUUCCAGUUCUGUGGGAUUUCUCCUUCACAUCCUCUUUGGGGCACUGGGCUUUUUGACGUUGUUUGAAAAACUGCCACGGGCUUUGGAAUGGAUUUUAAACCUCUUCAGUCCUUUUGCCUUCACAGCUGGCCUCGCAACGGUAUGUCCAUAACAAACCCAGGGCAGCACAAAACCUCAGCCCCAGAAUUUCUGCCAGGGAGCAGCAAAAUCCACAGUUUGCAUCUGCAGAACAACCCAGUCACCCCCUCUGCUUUUAAAAAGAAAACCUCCCCCCCCGCGAU
Pseudopodoces humilis (Tibetan ground-tit) is the source of this 1347-nucleotide messenger RNA. The record is from RefSeq and is a predicted model, not a curated record. NCBI's taxonomy places the organism in Eukaryota, Metazoa, Chordata, Aves, Passeriformes, Paridae.